This is a messenger RNA of Leptidea sinapis, 2457 nucleotides long. It is a transcript of the gene Prp19, whose product is annotated as pre-mRNA-processing factor 19. The record is from RefSeq and is a predicted model, not a curated record. The transcript has 10 exons. Gene Ontology annotation, biological process: mRNA splicing, via spliceosome; protein ubiquitination; DNA repair. Gene Ontology annotation, cellular component: U2-type catalytic step 1 spliceosome; Prp19 complex; cytoplasm. Lineage: Eukaryota; Metazoa; Arthropoda; Insecta; Lepidoptera; Pieridae. The coding region runs from base 151 to 1650 and encodes 499 amino acids. Gene Ontology annotation, molecular function: protein binding; ubiquitin protein ligase activity.
ACGUCACAAAAACCAAUUUUCAAAUUGACAUUUAUCUAGAAAGAGUAAAGACGAGGGAAUUGAGAGAAGCCUAAGAGCGAAGCCAAUGUUGUUUUGUUUCGAUUUCUCACAUUUAUGAAUCAAGUUCAAAGUUAAAAAAUAAACUGAAAAAUGGCUCUGUAUUGUGCAAUAUCCAAUGAAGUGCCAGAAGCUCCGGUUAUUUCCCCAUCUUCGGGAUGUGUUUUCGAAAAACGUAUAAUUGAAAAGUAUAUAAUAGAAAAUGGUGUUGAUCCAAUAAGUGGUAAAGAGUUGAAAGUUGAAGAUCUGAUUGAAAUCAAAACUCCAGCAAUAGUAAAACCAAAGCCUCCGAGUGCUACAUCAAUCCCAGCCACAUUGAAGAGUAUGCAAGAUGAGUGGGACGCCCUUAUGUUACAUGCCUUCACACAAAGACAACAGCUACAAACUGCUAGACAGGAGCUGAGUCACGCCCUAUACCAGCACGACGCGGCGUGCCGAGUGAUCGCGCGGCUCACCAAGGAGGUGACGGCCGCGCGCGAGGCACUCGCUACGCUCAAGCCGCAGGCUGGGAUCGUGGCGCCGCAGCCCGCACAUAUCGCAGAGCACGCGGCAGGCGCAGGCGGUGCGGUGGCAGUGGGCAUGUCAGCGGAGGUGGUGGCCCGGCUGCAGGAGCGCGCCACUGCGCUCACCCAGGAGCGAAAGCGGCGCGGCCGCACAGUGCCCGAGGCGCUGCUGCCGCCCGACCAGAUCCGGGCCUUCAUCACGCUCGCCUCACAUCCGGGAUUACAUUCAGCCAGUGUUCCUGGUAUCUUAUCUCUGGACAUCAACCCAUCAGACCACAGCCGCUUGCUGACGGGAGGCAAUGAUCGUAAUGCUACUGUAUUCAAUAAGGACACUGAGCAGGUAGUUGCGAUCCUGAAGGGUCACACGAAGAAGGUAACGCGUGUGAUCUAUCACCCCGACGAGGAUACCGUCAUCACGGCCUCGCCCGACCACACCAUCCGUGUGUGGAACGUGCCUACGUCUCAGACGUCAGUGAUCCUACGCUCGCACGACGGUCCAGUGACAGGGCUGUCACUGCACCCUACUGGAGACUAUGUGCUGUCCACCUCCACAGACCAGCACUGGGCCUUCUCCGAUAUCCGUACCGGUGCACUGCUCACAAAGGUGAGUGACUCGUCUGGUGUCAGUCUGACCACCGCGCAGUUCCAUCCUGACGGACUGAUCUUCGGAACGGGCACAGAGAACGCGCAGGUCAAGAUCUGGGAUCUCAAGGAACAGAGCAAUGUGGCCAACUUCCCGGGACACCUGGGUGCCGUCACCUCUAUUUCUUUCUCCGAGAACGGAUACUAUCUGGCCACGGCCGCGGAGGACGCGUGUGUCAAGCUGUGGGACUUGAGGAAGCUAAAGAACUUCAAGACGAUCCAGCUGGACGAGGGCUACGCCAUCAAGGAGCUGUGCUUCGACCAGAGCGGCACCUACCUGGCGGUGGCUGGUACGGACGUGCGGGUGUAUCUGUGCAGACAAUGGCAAGAGUUGAAGGUAUUGAAUGAGCAUACAGCUUCGGCGACGGGAGUGCGCUUCGGCAAGCACGCGCAGUACAUUGCCUCCACCAGCAUGGACCGCACUCUCAAGAUCUACGGCCUGGAGUAGGAUGCAGAGUGGGUAACCCGCUGAUCACUUAUAUUACCCAACAGGUGUCUGCAAGCUCGUUUUAUUUCUUGUUCCAUUAAAAAUAUUGAAGAGUCACGACAAUUGGACGUGGUUAAGCAGAAAGGACUCAAACCACACAAAUGCACUUUUGAGUUAUAGGCAUUUGAAGUUUCAGCCUAAAUCUUAUCUAUAUAAAUAUCCGAUAAAAAACAAAUUCAGUACGUAUAUUUUUAAGAAUAGGGUUUUCACUUCACAGAUUCGACCUUCAGGAGUAUGAUGGCAUACUUAACUCAUUUUUUACAUACAUACUUAACUUAUUUUGACCAAAGUUUGGUUUGAGUCUUUUCUGCAUAACUACGUCCAAUUCUACCUUACAAUGUUUACAGUAACAUGGGGAGUGGUUCUCUGUGUAUUGAUUUGUAAUAUCGGUGUCGCCGGCACGUGUACGUUUAUGAAGAUAAUCAGACCUGACACGUCGCACACCAUCCGCAUCAUGAACAUUUGAUCCGAUGCUUUCGCAAGUAUGUGAGCUUAUUAAAGUGAUAAAUAUUAUUUUUUGCUUAUAAUUUCAUUAGUAUGAAUACAUAUGAACAUGCCCGCUUUAGUUGACUUGUAAGAAAAGCCCUUAUAAAAUUUAUAUUAUGCUCCAGAUUUUGAAGAAUUUUAUGUAAGCGGUACAGCUGCCAUAGUAAUAAAAUUAACAAUAUAAGAUUGAAUUUCCUAAAUGCAGUGAAUUAGUAAUGUAUGAGAUAGGUUUACGGUUUAGUACGUAAGGACUAUCUUAGAAAUAAACGUAAGUCACUUCAA